Molecule: messenger RNA, 1086 nt
Organism: Solanum lycopersicum (tomato)
Lineage: Eukaryota; Viridiplantae; Streptophyta; Magnoliopsida; Solanales; Solanaceae
Gene: PMM
Product: phosphomannomutase
Biological process (GO): protein N-linked glycosylation; mannose metabolic process; GDP-mannose biosynthetic process
Cellular component (GO): cytosol
Molecular function (GO): phosphomannomutase activity
Source: RefSeq, marked validated
AAAGUAAAGCAAUUUCUCUUCAUUCUCAAACAUCUCUUUAAUUCUACGUCGAAGAUUGAGAUUCAGAUUCAGAUUCAGAAUCCGGUGAUUUCUUGCCGGGCCGUCACCGGCGAAUUUCAUUGCCCGUCGAUUGCAGAAUACUUGAUAAGGUUGAAUGUUUAGCUGUUAAAUACUGUGAAGAGUUGGGGAGAAGUAUAGAAAGAUCAAAAAUGGCUGCAAGGAAAGCUGGUUUAAUUGCUCUGUUUGAUGUUGAUGGGACUCUUACCGCACCCAGAAAGGAAUCUACUCCACAAAUGUUGAAAUUCAUGCAGGAACUUAGAAAGGUUGUUACUGUUGGAGUUGUUGGAGGUUCUGACCUUGUAAAGAUAUCAGAACAGCUUGGCAAUACAGUUACAAAGGACUACGAUUAUGUUUUCUCUGAAAAUGGCCUUGUAGCACAUAAAGAUGGCAAGCUUAUUGGGAAACAGAGCUUAAAGUCAUAUCUUGGAGACGAGAAGCUCAAGGAAUUUAUUAACUUUACCCUCCAUUACAUUGCUGACUUGGAUAUUCCAAUAAAGAGAGGAACAUUCAUUGAGUUCAGAAGUGGCAUGCUAAAUGUGUCGCCUAUUGGGAGAAACUGUAGUCAAGAAGAAAGAGAUGAAUUUGAAAAGUAUGACAAGGUACAGAAGAUACGCGAAACAAUGGUAUCAGUGCUUAGAGAAAAGUUUGCACAUUUUAAUCUCACCUUCUCCAUUGGAGGCCAAAUUAGUUUUGAUGUUUUCCCCCAAGGCUGGGACAAGACUUAUUGUUUGAGAUACCUUGAAGAAUUUAACGAAAUUCACUUUUUUGGAGACAAAACAUACAAGGGAGGAAAUGACCAUGAGAUCUACGAGUCUGAGAGAACCGUGGGUCACACAGUUACUAGCCCUGAGGAGACAUUGAAACAAUGUUCUGUCCUAUUCCUUGGCAAGGAUAAUGGAAGUUCUUGAGCUUGUUGCAGUUUUUCAGUACACGAUUGUAUUCUAUGCACAACAGAAAUGAAUAAUUGAAAUAAUUCUUGUUUUGAAUUUUGUCAUCAAAAUUAUAAUGAUAUUACUACUACUCUUG